CGUCGUUGGUUCAGUCAUCCUUCGGAUUAAGUGGUGCCUUAGCUGCCUGCUGCAGAGGUCUUCCACCAUCACUUGAGUCUCGGCCAACGGAAUUAUGUCGGAAGCUCUGGCGGAACAAGCUCCCCAUGUGGUCGAUGCUGCCCAGGAAUCUGAAGACGAAGAAGAAAGCUUCGAGUCAAUUGAGAAGCGGAAUAAAUGCUGGCGACGUGAAGAAACUUCAGGAUGCUGGAGUUUACACUUGUAAUGGGCUGAUGAUGUGGACAAAAAAGGCCCUCUGUGACAUUAAGGGGCUUUCUGAUGCCAAAGUUGAGAAGAUUCUUGAGGCCGCGGGUAAACUAGUGAACUGUGGAUACGUUACGGGAAAUGAAGCGCUUAACCUGAGGAAACAAGUCGUAAGGAUCACUACAGGAAGUCAGGCGUUGGACGAUCUUCUUGGAGGUGGCGUUGAGACAAUGGCCAUAACUGAAGCUUUUGGCGAAUUUCGGACGGGGAAGACUCAACUUGCACACACAUUAUGUGUAGCUACACAGCUACCAAUCAACAUGAAAGGUGGCAAUGGCAAAGUUGCCUUCAUCGACACCGAAGGAACAUUCCGUCCAGAAAGGAUCGUUCCAAUCGCGGAGAGAUUUGGUUUGGAUCCGAACGCCGUGCUUGACAAUAUCAUAUUCGCUCGAGCUUACACGCACGAGCAUCAAUACCAGCUUCUCAUUGCACUGGCCGCGAAGAUGGCCGAGGAGCCCUUCAAGCUGCUGCAAAAAUUGGCGCAAAUGCUCUCAAGAAUUACGAAGAUAUCCGAGGAGUUUAACGUGGCUGUGUUUCUUACCAAUCAAGUCAUUGCUGACCCUGGAGGGGGAACGUUCGUUGCUGACCCCAAGAAACCUGCUGGAGGCCAUGUUAUGGCGCAUGCAUCCACCGUACGGUUGAUGUUCCGCAAGGGUAAAGGAGAGCAGCGCAUUUGCAAGGUCAUCGAUUCACCGAAUCUUCCUGAAUCCGAAGCUACCUUCGCAAUCUCUAAUGGAGGGGUUACUGACGCGAAAGACUAAUAUGACAGACGUGAAAGAGAAGGUAUUCAGAUGCCAUGGAUCUAUGGCAUGCAUCCAGUUGUGGCUGGAGAGCCAUGCUGAGUGAUACAUUCCAGGUGGCUGCUGAGCUAUGCUGAGCCACGCCAAAGUUGUGAGUAGGUCGACACUCCAGGUGGCUGACAAAUUCUUAGUGGUACAAACAUUUCAUAUUCAGGUUACAUCACACACAACUGGUACCGUAAUCCCCCGUAUAAAACACCCGCCGGAAUUAAGCUCCCCCGGGUAGCUUGAGCGGGUAUGGGUGUUUAAUUUUUCUGGAUAUACACAACACCCUACUUUCGGACGUGAAAACUUUUGAACACCCCCCUGCCACCUAGAAUCUGCAUUUUUAGCAGGAAACACUAGAAUUUUGCAGUGCAUAGAUGUGUCCAACCA
Molecule: messenger RNA, 1457 nt
Organism: Closterium sp. NIES-67
Lineage: Eukaryota; Viridiplantae; Streptophyta; Zygnematophyceae; Desmidiales; Closteriaceae
Source: the annotation of a GenBank genome assembly